Messenger RNA from Athene cunicularia (burrowing owl), 5261 nucleotides. It is a transcript of the gene RBP3, whose product is annotated as retinol binding protein 3. Gene Ontology annotation, biological process: proteolysis. The record is from RefSeq and is a predicted model, not a curated record. Bases 131 to 3841 code for a protein of 1236 amino acids. The transcript has 4 exons. Gene Ontology annotation, molecular function: serine-type peptidase activity. NCBI's taxonomy places the organism in Eukaryota, Metazoa, Chordata, Aves, Strigiformes, Strigidae.
GUACAGUGCACCUGGAUUCAACGCAGGGAUUUCAGUGUGAUUCACAGAGAGCCAUUGGAGAGCUACAUUCAUCUUGAUCAAUAAGAGCUUCUGUUUUCUUUCCUUCUUUUCUAUUCCAUACAAAGUAAAAAUGAUCAGGACACAUUUCUUCCUGUUUUCAGCACUGAUCAUGUGUAGCAUACCUGCUGAGGAAAUCUUUCAGCCAACCCUAGUGCUGGACAUGGCUAAAGUUCUUCUGGAUAACUACUGCUAUCCUGAAAACCUAGUGGGAAUGCAAGAAGCCAUUGAACAAGCAAUCAAGAGCGGGGAGAUCCUGGACAUCUCUGAUCCAAAAAUGCUGGCCAGUGUUUUGACAGCUGGAGUGCAGGGUGCUCUGAAUGACCCAAGACUGGUGAUUUCCUAUGAACCAUCACUGCAUGCAGCUCCCAAACCAGAAGCUGAGCCUUCCCCCACUAAUGAACAACUUCUGAGUCUUAUUGAGCAUGUGGUCAUGUAUGACAAGCUGGAGGGCAAUGUUGGCUACCUGAGGAUUGAUUAUAUCAUAGGACAGGAAUUUGUGGAGAAAGUUGGAGCUUUUCUGGUGGACAAGGUGUGGAAGACGCUAAUAGAUACAUCUGCCCUGGUGAUAGAUCUUCGUCACAGCACUGGGGGACAGAUUUCUGGCCUCCCCUUCAUCAUCUCAUACUUGCAUGAAGAUGACAAGAUGCUGCAUGUUGAGACUGUAUACAAUCGGUCCUCCAACAUCACCACAGAGAUAUGGACACUGCCAAAGGUGUUGGGAGAAAGGUACAGCAAAGACAAGGAUGUAAUUGUUUUGAUCAGCCGCCAGACCACAGGAGUGGCUGAAGAUGUGGCUUACAUCCUCAAGCACAUGAACAGGGCUAUCACUGUUGGGGAGAAGACAGCUGGGGGCUCACUGGACAUCCAGAAGCUGCGUAUAGGCCCCUCCAAUUUCUAUAUGACAGUUCCUGUGUCACGAUCUGUGAGCCCCUUGAGUGGAGGUGGGCAGAGCUGGGAGGUGAGUGGGGUGAUGCCAUGUGUGGCUACUGAGGCGGAGCAAGCCUUGCAGAAAUCCCUGGACAUCUUGGCAGUGCGCAGAGCAGUGCCUGGCACCCUAAGUCAACUCACAAACAUAUUAAAGGACUAUUACAGCUUAGUGGAGCGGGUGCCAUCACUGCUGCGGCACCUCGUCACCUCUGACUUCUCUUCUGUGCAGUCAGCAGAGGACCUGGCCACUAAGCUCAACACUGAGAUGCAGACCUUAUCUGAAGACCCCCGCCUGUUGGUCCGAGUCAUGAUGCCAGAUGAAGCUGCUGCCCCCCCUGCUGAGAAGCCAAUUGCUGUGGCAGCUGACUUACCUGACAAUGAGCAACUGCUGCACGCCUUGGUGGAUACUGUCUUCAAGAUGUCGGUGUUGCCAGGCAAUGUUGGCUACAUACGCUUUGAUGAGUUUGCAGAUGCCUCUGUGCUUGCUAAGCUGGGACCUUACAUUGUCCACAAAGUGUGGGAGCCCCUCCAAACUACAGAGAACUUGAUCAUGGACCUACGUUACAACCCUGGGGGCCCUUCCUCCUCUGCUGUGCCUGUGCUUCUCUCCUAUUUCCAAGAUCCUGCUGCUGGGCCUGUCCAUCUCUUCACAACCUAUGACAGACGUACCAACCACACACAGGAGUACAACAGCCAGGCAGAACUGCUGGGCCAGCCCUAUGGGGCUCAGCGUGGAAUCUACCUGCUCACUAGUCACCACACUGCUACGGCUGCUGAGGAGUUUGCUUACCUCAUGCAGUCCCUGGGCCGUGCCACACUGAUUGGUGAGAUCACAGCAGGAAGCCUCUCACACACUCGUACAUUCCCUCUGCUGCAGCCUAAGCAGGGAAUAACCUGUGGCCUAACUGUCACAGUUCCUGUUAUCACCUUCAUUGACAACCAUGGGGAAAGCUGGAUGGGUGGAGGAGUUGUGCCUGAUGCCAUAGUGUUGGCUGAGGAUGCACUGGAGAAGGCUGAAGAGGUGAUAGCUUUCCACAAGAACAUGGGAGUACUUUUGGAGGGUACUGGGAAACUCCUAGAGGCUCACUAUGCCAUCCCAGAAGUGGCUGGUAAGGCCAAUGCUAUGCUCAGCACCAAACAGGCCCAAGGAGGUUACCGAUCAGCUGUAGACUUUGAGACAUUGGCUUCCCAGCUUACCAGUGACUUGCAGGAGGCCUCAGGGGACCAUCGGCUUCAUGUCUUCCACAGCCAUGUGGAACCAACACCAGAAGAACAGCUUCCAAACAUGAUUCCCAGCCCUGAGGAGCUGAGCUACAUCAUUGAGGCGCUCUUCAAAACUGAGGUACUUCCAGGCAACCUGGGCUACCUUCGCUUUGAUAUGAUGGCUGAGGCAGAAACAGUGAAGGCCAUUGGGCCCCAGCUGGUGCAGAUGGUAUGGAACAAGUUGGUGGACACAGAUGCCAUGAUUAUUGACAUGAGGUACAACACAGGUGGCUACUCUACUGCUAUCCCAAUACUUUGUUCCUACUUCUUUGAGCCUGAGCCUCGUCAACACCUCUAUACCGUCUUCGAUCGUAGUACCUCCCGCAGCACAGAGGUGUGGACUUUCCCCCAAGUCACUGGCAAGAGGUAUGGCUCCCUCAAGGACAUCUACAUCUUAACAAGCCAUAUGAGUGGCUCCGCAGCUGAAGCUUUCACUCGCUCUAUGAAGGAUCUCCACCGGGCCACAGUUAUUGGUGAGCCCACUGUCGGUGGUUCUGUCUCAGUGGGCAUUUAUCGUGUUGGUAACAGUUCCCUAUAUGCCUCCAUCCCCAGCCAAGUAGUGCUCAGCCCAGUCACUGGAAAAGUAUGGAGUGUGUCUGGGGUGGAGCCACACAUCACCAUCCAGGCCAGUGAAGCCAUUGCUGUAGCUCAGCACAUUGCCAACCUGCGUGCCCAGGUGCCACAGACACUGCAAACUGUAGGCAAGCUUGUGGCAAAUAAUUAUGCCUUUGUGGACAUUGGGGCUGUUAUAGCAUCCAACCUCACCAAGAACAUCAACAAAGACAGUUAUAAAAGGAUUAAUACAGAAGAGGAGCUGGCCAGGAUGGUGACUGCCAACUUGAAAGCUCUUUCUGAUGAUGAGCACCUGAAAUUACUCUACAUCCCUGAACAUGCCAAGGACAGCAUUCCAGGGAUCAUGCCAAAACAGAUCCCUUCCCCAGAAGUAUUUGAAGAUCUGAUUAAAUUUUCAUUCCACACAAAUGUAUUUGAAAACAACGUCGGCUAUCUGAGAUUCGAUAUGUUUGGAGACUCUGAACUUCUAACCCAGGUGUCCGACCUACUGGUAGAGCAUGUUUGGAGGAAAAUUGCUCACACAGAUGCAUUAAUCAUAGACAUGAGGUACAAUAUUGGAGGCUCCACCACUUCCAUAGCAAUCCUGUGCUCAUACUUCUUUGAUGAAGGACAGAAAAUUCUCUUGGACAAAGUUUAUGACAGACCCAGUGAUUCAGUAAAGGACAUACGGACCCAGCCACAGCUGAAAGGGGAGAGGUAUGGCUCUCAGAAGGGGCUAAUAAUCCUCACCAGUGCUAUGACAGCUGGGGCUGCUGAAGAGUUCGUAUACAUAAUGAAGAGACUGGGCAGAGCUCUCAUCAUUGGGGAACAAACAAGUGGUGGCUGCCAUUCCCCACAGACGUAUCAAGUAGAUGAUACCAACUUCUACAUCAUCAUCCCCACCUCCAGAUCAGUCACCUCUGCAGAGAGCACUUCUUGGGAAGGGAAAGGAGUGCCUCCUCACAUAGAAACACCAGCUGAAAUAGCACUCAUCAAAGCAAAUGAGAUGCUCAGCGCUCACCUGCACAGCUCUAGAUAGCCCAGUUGGGGAAUAUGCCCCUAGAUCUUAGGGAAAGAAUUAUAGUUCCCCAAAUGUAAACCCUAGACAGGAGUGGGAACUUCAUUUCAGUCUCUAUCUAUGAUCAGUUAUUUGUUCCCUGUACAUAGCUCAAAGUGUCUCCCUCUUCAACAUACUGACUUUUUUACCCCCAUUCUAUGGAACCCAGCUCUUUCUGGGCAUGUUUGAGAUAUUUGGAUAACAGGGUUUCUGAAUUCCUCUCCUGUGGUCAAAUGUGAAUGUUAGUUUUUGUAGUGUCUCCUUUUUAAGAUUUUAGCUCCAAAUCACAGAUUUCCUCUGGCCACUUAGAAAAUCCCAGCUGUCAGUAUUGAAGGCAUGUGAACCACCUCAAAGAAUUUAUGCAAAGAUAGAAAAAGCACCUCUGUGUCUUUGGAAAUUGUGUACAUUUCUAGUUAUACAUCUUAAAGAAGAAUUAAAAGUUGUUGAGAGAGUGCUUCCCAAACUACAAGAGCUAAAUUAAGUCUUCUCUAUUUCAUCAUUUAGAUGUUUCAAAAAUAGCCAUCUCAGUCUGUCAGGGUUGCCCAGACUCCUGGUAUUUCUUAGGUGCCUGCUUCCCUCCCUACUAUCUGGCAGAGGAGUGGGGAAUGAGCAGGAGAAAGGCAGUACAUUGACUCUUUCACCCAGUGCUCAGAUCAACAGACCCAGGGAAAAGAAUCAUAUGUUUUUACUGAAGGCUAAAAACAGAAUGUUGUGUGUCCUGCCCCAAAGACGAGAAGAAAGCAGAGAAAUAUCCUUUGCACCCUGCCGACAAGCUAUUUAUAAUAUUAAGUAAUGGUAUAUUCGAGGGCAACUAACAGUUAUUAACAGGAGCUUAAUCAAUGCACAACCCUCCUUGUCUUUCAUACAGUUCUUUUCUAACCACCUGUCUUUGUAAUUAUUUAGAAAUACAUUUAACUCUAAUCUAGAUCUCAGAAUUUCUCAUCUCUACAAAAUGCCAGCUGUAAGGUAAUUAAGUUAGGAAAUUUACGCAGUUAGAGUCUGAGGUAGUUACUCAUUGCUGUUCACUUGCUCAUUUGUAAGUUACUGCCAUUUUUUUAAUGAAUUGUGUUUAAACAUCUGACUGCAGACAAUCUCUUUCAGUAUUUACAGGAAAAUAAUUUUAACAACCAAAUAGACUUUCCAUCUUUUUUACUACUUGUUUGUCAUACCAACUACACUCAGUACAAUUGCUAACCUGGACUCUUUUGAGUCAUUUUUGUGUUCUGAUUUUUAUUCACUAGCUAGUUGUUGAACUUAUCAGUGUUGUGGAAGAUAUUUAAAUUAAUUAAAACUCAUACAGAAUUUUGUGUAAAAUGAUAUGUGUAUGAAAAAUAUUAAAGUUUCUUAAUAUGGAAAACACUGGAGUAGUCAAUGAAUGAGUAAACAACAAUAAUGCAUUUCU